Molecule: messenger RNA, 4890 nt
Organism: Phyllopteryx taeniolatus (common seadragon)
Lineage: Eukaryota; Metazoa; Chordata; Actinopteri; Syngnathiformes; Syngnathidae
Gene: ccdc181
Product: coiled-coil domain containing 181
Exons: 6
Coding region: 476-1912 (478 amino acids)
Molecular function (GO): microtubule binding
Source: RefSeq, a predicted model, not a curated record
GAUGACAGCUGGGAUAGGCUCCAGCACGCCUGCGACCCUAGUGAGGAGAAGCGGCUCAGAAAAUGGAUGGAUGGAUGGGUUUGGGGUUGUUUUGAACGCCAUUAAACAGACUCACUCCCCGGUGUAUUAAAACUCACAUUAUUAUUCAAUGACAUAAUCAUAAAGUGGAAUAUUACAGUACAAACCAACUUAAACGUUACAAUAUGUUUCAAUAUGUUGCGCGUGGGUUUUUCUUGUCCUCUGUGCGCAUGCGCGAGUGUAAAUGUUGUCGGUCUCUAUGGCGACGGGACACUUAAUGCUUUUCGGGUUGUAGACAGCGAGAGAUUAUGUGGACAGCACAGGUGUCGCCCCGCAGACGGACAGGCUCAGUGUGUACGUGACACAUUUAGAUGGUGGAAAACAGCACGUUUGCAUGUUUGCUUUCACCGUUUUCACCAUCUCGGAAUACUAACGCAGGAACCGGAGGCGGUAGAUCAUGAGUGAGGUGGUUUGCACAAAAUCCCAGGAGGUGUAUGAGGAUGACUUUGAGAAGGAUCUGGACUGGCUGAUCAGUGAGGAAAGUUGCAGCGAGCAGCAAGGUCCCGACGACGAGGACAUCGAGGCAGACAUUGACAAAGAGCUGGCCGAGGAUGAGAAACAACAUAAAGCGAAGGAGAGAAGCAACAACGCCGAGGAGCAGGAGGACAAUGAAGACAGGUGGCCCUCACCGAUGGACCCACUUGAGGUCGACUCGGACAGAGACAGCCCGAAUAAGUCCUUUCUUAUGACGCCGCCUCCUUUGGGCGUGGGCGAGCAGACCGAUGAGGAGAAGAAGUACAUUCGGGAGAAAAUCCAACAAGCCAACCGGGAACUGCGGGAUCAGGAAGCUCCGAAUUUGAGCCGCGGGCGACGGCUUCAGUUUAAAGAGACAUUAGUUACGUUGGUGGUGCCACCGUUGCAGUUUGAAUGUGACGCUGGAGAGGCAGAUGGCACGGAGAUGGAAGUGUCAGGGAAGCUGUCUGAGCUGAAAUUGUCUCCUCGAGAGGAGUUUACCGGUGGGAAAAGAGACGAAGGGCUGAAGGAGGGAAGGGUCCUUGUGGAAAAAGAUGGCAGGUUUGAUCUCGUCAGCCUCAAAGAGGUGGAAAAUCAAGGCCUCCUCCCUCCGCUCGCACAGGAGCAGCCGGGCAGCCCCAGGAGGAGCCCCACUUCCGUCCCCUCGUCUCGUUCCCCCGCCGGAGCUUCCUCUCUCUUCCAGAAGUCCGAUCACCUGCGGGCGCCCAGACCUCCAGGAAGGCCCAGCUCGGCCUGUCACAGCCAAAGAGGAGGCCAGAGGAGAGGCACCAAGCGACGGGUGCAGUCGGCCACCGGGACGCCUUCGCAGGCCACGUUCAAGCUCUCGCCUCAGCAGAAGGAAAUGCUGCACAAGACCCAGGAGAGGAAGGAGAAGAUAGCCAGAGAGGCCGAGCAGAGGAAGCUCGAGGAAGAGGAGCAGAAGAAGCAGGAGAACGAGCUGGCUUUCAAGGCCUGGCUGAUGAGGAAGCGAGAGCAGCUGCAGCAGGAGAGGAGAAUCCGCAGAGCGCAGGAGAUGGAGAGGAUGACUCCUCGGGAAUCCAGUGAGCCAGAGGAGGCCUUCAGGCUGUGGCUGCAGAGGAAGCAGGAGCAGCAGCAGCGAGAGAAGCAGCUGGUGCAGCUGAGGAGGUUGGAGGAGGACGGCGGUUAUCUUUUACGCAGCCGAGAGGAGUGCGAACGUGCCUUCAAGCUGUGGCUGACCCGGAAGCAGGUGGAGAAGCGGGAGGAGCAGCGGGCGGCUCGGGAGCGAGCGCGCAGGUUUGUGCUGGAGGAGCGGCGGGCACGGCGAAUGCGCGACUUGCUGUGCACGGCCAGUGACGCCAGGACGUUCAGAUUCACAGAUCAGCUGACCUGUCGCUUCUGAAACAUGCCAACCAGCACCAGUCAACUUUAUUUUGUUCAUCAUCCUUUUUCUAUAACACUUCGUCCUCAUUAGGCGUACAGGUCAACUGCAGCCAAUCCAAGCUGACUUGGGCGAGAGGCAUGGUACACCCUGGACCGGUUGCCAGCCAAUCAUAGCAUACACACACACUUAUGGAUAAUGUAGAGUCAUAAAUGAACCUAACAUGCAUGUUGUUUGUUUGUAUGUGCCCUGCGAUUGGCUGGCAACCAGUUCAGGGUGUACCCCGCCUCCUGCCCGAUGAGAUAGGCUCCAGCACGCCCGCGACCCCAGUGAGGAGGAGCGGCUCAGAAAAUGGAUGGAUGGAUGGAUGGUUGUAGGUUGCAUUUAUUAUUCUCUUAUUGACACUGACAGAGCAACACACGGGCUAUUUUAAUAUGUUCGUUUUACUCUUGGACUGAGCUGGGAUAGGCUCCAGCACUCCCGCGACCCUUGUGGGGAUAAGCGGCUCAGAAAAUGGAUGGAUGGAUGUCAGGGCAUAUUAGUCCAUGUCAGAGCAAGAACGCCGUUGAUUUUGAAUGCAAUCAAAAAGUAGCGCAUGUCCCUUCAAAACAUUUCCAGCAAGCUUCAAACUUUCAGGGACUACAGUAGUGGCCUUGACUGCAAUGCAGAGUGUAUUAUUUUUUUUGGACAUCAUUUAAAAAAAGGAAUAUCUUUAUAAUUACAUGUCCUAGGCAAGCUAAACGAAAUAAGCUCCACCCUGAAAAGUAAAAUGUAAAAUUAUGAUUAGUUAGUUAGUUUUUACACAUCUUGUUAAACUUUGAGAUCAUUAGCGCAAAAAUUGAUUAGACAACAAAAUGUGGUGAUUUUUUUGUGAGAAAAACCCUGUAGUGUUUCCAAAACAAGACAACUGCGGCAUGUUGAUCCCUUGUUCGUUUUCCAUCAUCAAUCAAUUUCUACCAAUCUUUCAAACUUCCAAAACUGAUCUGUCGGUUGAUGUCAGACAAAGAACUGUACAAAUUUGAAAGAAUCUCUCUAACCAAGAUGCUGGAGGUAGCUGGUGUCAAAGGUCAUCCAGGGGCUCCUCUGUUUAAGAAUUGUUUGCGUGCUUUCGAGGUUUUGAACAGUGCGCAAUGAACUAGUUUGUUUAAGAAUAUGUUUAGUUUCCACGGUUUUAUAUUGAAGUGUUUUUCAUUCAAAUAUUCACUGUAAUUAUGCCUUCUGUAAAACUGCGUUUAAGCAUUAAUUCAAUAUUCUUGAUAUCCAGCGUAAGGUAAAUGUACUAAUACACACUUUGUUCUCAUUAGUAGGACAACUUUGGCAUACUAUUCGGUCAACAACAUGUUACUACUGAGGUAAAACUGUGCACUAGUUGACAACUAUGUGCUAUCAGUAUUUUUUAUUUUUUUACAAGUGACAGUUGUACUAGUAGUGUCAUCAUCCUCACUAGUCAGACAAUCAGGACACAAGUAGAACAACUAGGGUGCACUAGUAGAAUGACCGUGUCUUACUAGUAAACAUUUUUGGACUACUAUAUGACAUUUCUGCACAUUAGUAGGACAACUCUGGAAUAAAGAGAGAAAAAAACCUGGAAAUGUAUUUUAGAUAAUCGGCGGCAACGUUCAGCAGACAAUUAAAAUUUUGAAUCGCGGUAAAACCAGUGGCAGACUGAUCGGCCACUCACGAAUAGUCGCCAAACCACGCACACUUCGCGACGGUUCAGUCGGGUUCGGCGGCGUCGCUUGGUGUGUGGCAGCCUAUAGACGCCAUGAUUGUGAAAGUGACAAGUUAGUGCUUAAAGAAAUACCUAGAUCUGUCGGCCAAUCAGAUGACAGUUUCGUCCCGGCCUUCCUCAGCCUGUGUUUUAGAACCAGGUCGGGCGAGCUUCUGAAAAGCGGUGCCAUUGUCAUCGCUCGGCCUCGAAAAAGUGUAAUGGAUAAGCGACCACACGGGGCGGAGCGAGGCUGGAUGGGGGUAAAACUGGUACAAUGGAAAAGGGGCAUAAAUGUUACUAGUGAGACAAAAAUGUGUCCUUGUUGACAUUUGUGUUAGUAAAGGGCUUGAUGUUACAGUAACUAGUAGAGUUUUAUGUCACUAGUAGUACAUAGAGUAGUUUUCAACUCGUGCAUAGGUUUGCCUCUCUAGUAACAAUGUCCUACUAGUAUGCCAUAUUUACCAGUGAGGACAAAGUGUGAACUAGUAUAACUGGACCUUAAGCGGGAUAUCGAACAAAUGGCAAAAAAAAAGCUUUCCAUUUAUGCUUUCAGUAUUUUUAUUCUGUCCUUGAUAAGGAGGGUACUAGUGCACAGUAGUUUACUAGUAAGGUUUGAAUGCACACUAGUCGUCCAAAAGGGGCACGACUAGUAGAAUUUUUAUUUUUGACUAAUAAGACAGUCAUUCUACGAGUGCCCUGAAUUGUCUUACCAGUUAGCACAAAUGUAGUUUUACAUUUUUGUUUGGAGCCAGAGCCAUGUCAUGCUAAAAAAUUGUGUUUCUGUACUUUAGUAUUAAAAAAGAUGUUUUUCUUUAUAUAGGUAUUAGGUAAGAAAGAUUACUUGGCUUGUUACAGAAAGUUCAAAGGGCUUUUUUAAAAUUAUUAUUAUUUUUUUUAAAUGACUUCAGACUUUGUGCCCUGUGACUGACUGGCGAACAAUUCAGAGUGUAGUCCGCCUUUCGCCCGAAGUCAGCUGGGAUAGGCUCCAGCGCCCCGCGACCCUAACCAGGAUAAGCGGUGUUGAAAAUGGAUGGAUGGACUUCAGACUUCUUAGCUGUCUUCUUAAAGCACAUUCACCACAGUGACCUCAGCAUACGCGUGUAGAUUAUAGUUCAAUUUUAAACUUUAAAAUGCUGUGCAUCUUAAAGAGUAUCUUGACAUGAUGUUUACCGAUGUAACAAUGACUAUCCUGCAUAUACAUGUAUAAAAUAUAUAAAAUACAGCAAAUCUGUCGGAGCAAUUUGUGAAACUAUUCAAGCACAAUUAUGUACAUGAUAUUAAAGUUUGC